AUGUUGCACUAUACUCUAUCACCACAACUUCGACGACAUCAAGAGUCACGACAACAUCAACAUCAACGUCCAGAACAUCAACAACCACCACAACUUCGCCGACGUCGACAACCUCCACAACAUCAACAUCAACAUCAAAAACCACCACAACAUCAACAUCAACGUCAACAUCAACAACCACAACAUCAACAUCAACAUCAAAAACCACCACAACAUCAACAUCAACGUCAACAUCAACAACCACCACAACAUCAACUUCGACGAGAUCAGUAA
Messenger RNA from Rotaria sp. Silwood2, 273 nucleotides. NCBI's taxonomy places the organism in Eukaryota, Metazoa, Rotifera, Eurotatoria, Philodinida, Philodinidae. The record is from the annotation of a GenBank genome assembly.